AUGACUCCAGCGGUGGGCAUAGAUCUUGGGACCACGAACUCAGUGGUAGCAGUAUUCCAAAAUGGAAAAGUGGAGAUCAUUGCGAAUGAUCAGGGCAACAGGACAACGCCCUCGUACGUCGCUUUCACCGAAACUGAACGGCUGGUCGGUGAUGCUGCUAAAAGUCAGGUAGCAGUUAACCCCAAUAAUACAGUGUUUGAUGCAAAACGUCUCAUUGGACGAAAGUUUGACGACCCUAAACUACAAGACGAUAUUAAGCACUGGCCAUUCCAAGUCGUAUCCGAUGGAGGAAAACCGAAAAUUAUCGUUGAAUAUAAAAAAGAAAAGAAAAGGUUUUCUCCGGAAGAAAUCUCCUCCAUGAUUUUAAGUAAAAUGAGAGACGUUGCUGAAACAUAUUUGGGUGGAACGGUUAAGGAUGCUGUUAUUACUGUGCCGGCUUAUUUUAAUGACUCCCAGAGGCAGGCUACUAAAGAUUCUGGUAUAAUAGCUGGCCUUAAUGUUCUCAGAAUCAUUAAUGAACCUACGGCCGCCGCUCUUGCCUACGGUCUCGAUAAAAAUCUUACUGGCGAAAAGAACGUACUCAUUUUUGAUCUCGGUGGUGGUACAUUCGAUGUUUCUAUUUUGCAAAUCGCUGAAGGAUCCUUGUUCGAAGUAAAAUCUACAGCAGGAGAUACCCAUUUGGGCGGAGAAGAUUUUGACAGCAGAAUGGUCGAUCAUUUUAGUCAAGAGUUUGAAAGAAAAUAUAAAAAGAACAUGAGAGAAAACGUUAAAUCAUUGAGAAGACUUCGAACGGCUUGUGAAAGAGCUAAAAGGACGCUGUCAACCGGUUCUGAAGCCAGUAUAGAAAUAGAUGCAUUGUUUGAAGGAAUCGACUUCUAUUCUAAACUUACGAGAGCGCGGUUCGAGGAGUUAUGUACUGACCUAUUUAGAUCGACCUUAGUUCCUGUAGAGAGAGCAUUAAAAGAUGCUAAUUUGAACACUAGAGAAAUCCAUGAUGUGGUUUUGGUUGGCGGCUCUACAAGGAUACCAAAGAUUCAAAGGUUGUUACAGGAGUUUUUCGGUGGCAAGUCUCUUAAUCUGUCUAUUAAUCCUGAUGAAGCGGUAGCGUAUGGGGCUGCAGUUCAAGCAGCUAUUCUAAGCGGUUCUCAGGACACGCGGCUUGCUGAAGUAUUAUUGGUCGACGUAACGCCCCUCUCGCUGGGUAUUGAAACAGCUGGUGGAGUGAUGACCCGUUUAGUGGAAAGGAACACUCGAAUCCCAAUAGCCCAGAAGCAGACUUUUACUACUUAUGCUGACAAUCAGCCCGCUGUUACCAUUCAGAUUUACGAAGGAGAAAGAGCAAUGACUAGAGACAAUAAUUUGUUGGGCACUUUUAACUUAACCGGCAUACCUCCCGCUCCAAGAGGAGUACCUCAAAUUGAAGUAACGUUUGACAUCGACGCCAAUGGAAUCUUAAAUGUUAGCGCUCACGAUAGAAGUACGGGGAGAUCAGAACAUAUCACGAUUUCCAACGAUAAGGGCCGCCUCACUAAGAAUGAUAUUGACAAAAUGUUGCACGAAGCUGAGCGGUUCAAAGAAGAGGAUGAAGUGUCCAAGAAGAAAAUCGAAGUUAAGAAUCAGUUGGAGGGCUACAUUUUUGGUUGUAAGACGGCAAUAGACAACUCUGGUUCCAGGCUGUCGGAGGACGAGAAGAAUAAAGUCCGUAAUGAAUGCAACAAUCAGCUGCGAUGGCUCGAAUCUCAUGGUGACGCUUCGAUGGACGAUUAUGAGAAGCAUUUGAAGGAUUUACAAGCUGUUUGUCAACCGGCCAUGAUGAGACUACACGGCGUUGGUGGCACGGGAGGCGGGCCAAGUAACCUGCAGCGUCCGGAAAGCGGAGGGCCAAGAGUUACGGAAAUUGACUGA
Spodoptera littoralis (African cotton leafworm) is the source of this 1905-nucleotide messenger RNA. The record is from the annotation of a GenBank genome assembly. NCBI's taxonomy places the organism in Eukaryota, Metazoa, Arthropoda, Insecta, Lepidoptera, Noctuidae.